Molecule: messenger RNA, 4537 nt
Organism: Diospyros lotus (date-plum)
Lineage: Eukaryota; Viridiplantae; Streptophyta; Magnoliopsida; Ericales; Ebenaceae
Exons: 3
Coding region: 659-3688 (1009 amino acids)
Biological process (GO): recombinational repair; signal transduction
Source: RefSeq, a predicted model, not a curated record
CCACCUUGUGGUUGUAGCCUAAGGUCGUCUUCACAUGCAUGCGCUGAUGCAGUAGCCAAGAAAAGAUAAGAAAGUGAAGGAAAGAGGUCAAUAGGAGCGUGGCAAGUGACUACAAAUGAUGGGCGCAUGAGUGGAAGGGUGAUGAAACUAAUGAUGACCCCUUUCAAGACAAGAGUUAAACCGUAAAACCCAGUUAUCUAAUUUCCGAAAGAAGAGAUUUUACCCCCCAAAAAAUUGGGUCUUGGGUGGGAACGCAAGCCAAAAGGUGAGAAGGCAGGCGCAGAGGUUCUUGUGUUCAAAAAUCGGAGCGGUUUCGUUUGUUUUGGAAGAGAUUAUAGGGAGACCCAACACGAACAACAGCACAGAACACCGAAACCUCGUUAGAUCCGUCCGCUCUGUGGUUGUUUGGGUCCCAUAAAUUUCCGGCUCCAACGGUGCUCCUUUUCCCUGUCAGCCUAAAUUCUCAAUUUCUCAGACAAAAGACAUCUUUAGGGAAGGGACUUCGGAGAGAGAGAAAGAGAGGCUGAUGAAGUUUAUUUCUCGAUUUGGGUUUGCUUUUUCUUCGGAUUUUCUUGUGCAUCCUUUGAUUUGAGGAACUGGGUUUGCCAGGUUUGAAGGGAAAAGAUGCAAAGGGCUCUCUACAUGUAAAAGUUGUGGAAUGUCAUGCCUUAAAGGAGCCAGUAACCGCAUAAGUAUGGAUCCCCAGGAGGACAGCUCCAGAUUUGGGUCGAUAGGUGUCGUAACACUAAGAAACUUGUCGUCUUCAUCAUCAGCAUUCUUCUCAGCAAAUCAGUCGCCAUUCUUCUCCCCAAGAUCGCCGACAUGUCAAUCAAGCCGUUCUGAUAUUCCAUGUGAUAAUGCCAAUACAAGCACUGAUCCCCGUAGUUCUAAUGCAGGAAUCCCAGAUUCUGAAACUCUAGCUAAUAUCAGAUUUCCUUCGUCAGACAUUUCAUCUGUGCCACCACCAUCUACUUCAAGUGGAUUUCAGAAGUUGGACCAUGUUUCUCCCUCAGCUGGAAUUUCUAAGAACACCCUUUCCUGUUAUGGUAUGGGCUAUGGCAAUGACUAUUUCAGGCAGGGAGAGAAGCGAAAAAAGCUUGGGAGAUUCCGUGGUACCUCGUACACUGUGGAUUCAACUUCGUUUUCCUCGAGCAGACUAAGAAGCUGCGAUGUUUACAUAGGUUUUCAUGGCCGGAAACCUUUAUUGUUGAGAUUUACUAAUUGGCUUCGAGCAGAGCUGGAAGUUCAAGGCGUUAGUUGUUUCGUGACAGACAGGGCUAGGUGUCGGAACUCCAGAAAGCAUGGAAUUGUUGAGAGAGCAAUGGAUGCUUGCACUUUUGGAGUUGUGAUUUUGACUAGAAAAUCCUUCAGAAAUCCAUAUACCAUUGAGGAGCUACUGUUCUUCUCAGGCAAGAAGAAUUUGGUUCCAGUAUACUUUGAUUUGGGGCCGGAUGAUUGUCAUGUGAGGGAUAUUGUUGAGAGAAGGGGGGAGCCGUGGGAAAAAUAUGGGGGAGAACUAUGGCUUCUAUAUGGAGGACUGGAGAAGGAAUGGAAAGAUGCUGUUAGUGCCCUCUCUCGUGUUGAUGAGUGGAAACUGGAGGCUCAUGAUGGUAACUGGAGAGAUUGUAUAAUGCGGGCCGUUACCCUUUUGGCCUUGAGGUUGGGAAGGAGAAGUGUUGUGGAUAGAUUGACGAAAUGGAAGGAAAAGGUGGAGAAAGAGGAGUUCCCUUUCCUUCAGAAUGAGAACUUCAUCGGGAGGAAGAGAGAACUCUCUGAGCUUGAGUUUAUGCUUUUUGGUGAUGUUAGUGGUGAUGCUGAAAGGGAUUAUUUUGAACUCAAGGCUGGAAACAGGCGAAAGAAUGUGACACUUGGUUGGGGUAGGAGCAGCUCAGCAGAGGAAAGGCGGAGAGAUAGGCAAACAGAUCGUAGUACAAGGAAGGGAAAAGAACCCGUUGUAUGGAAAGAGUCUGAAAAGGAGAUAGAGAUGCAAAGCACUGAAAUUUCUCAGAUGCAGCACCAAGCACCAAACCUGAAGAUUGGUGGAAGACAUGGGAGGAGGAGGAGAUCGAUCAAAGUUGCCUAUGGUAAAGGGAUUGCUUGUGUAACGGGAGACUCUGGAAUUGGCAAGACAGAACUACUUCUUGAGUUUGCAUACCGAUUCCACCAGAGAUACAAGAUGGUUUUAUGGGUGGGAGGAGAAAGCAGAUAUAUCAGACAGAACUACUUGAACCUGUGGCCAUUCCUGGAUGUUGAUGUUGGGGUAGAGAACGGGUUGGAUAAAAGCAGGAUCAAGAGCUUUGAAGAGCAGGAAGAGUCAGCUGUAGGCAGAGUCCGAAAGGAGCUUAUGCGUAGCAUUCCAUUUUUGGUGGUGAUCGAUAACUUAGAGAGUGAGAAGGACUGGUGGGAUCACAAACUAGUAAUGGACCUUCUUCCCCGUUUUGGUGGAGAAACCCACAUACUAAUAUCCACUCGUCUUUCCCGAGUAAUGAAUCUGGAGCCUUUAAAACUUUCUUACCUAUCCGGGGUUGAGGCGAUGUCUUUGAUGCAGGGAAGUGCCAAGCAUUACCCAAUUGCAGACAUUGAUGCUCUCCGGGUUAUUGAGGAGAAACUUGGAAGACUAACACUGGGCAUGGCCAUUGUAGGAGGAAUUCUAUCCGAGCUUCCCAUAAAUCCAAGUAGACUCUUGGAGACCAUUAACCGAAUGCCUUCGAGGGACUUGACAGCGAGUGGCAGGGAUGGUCAUUUAUUGAGGAGAAACAAUUUCCUCUUACAGCUCUUUGAGGUUUGUUUCUCAAUAUUUGACCAUGCGGAUGGGCCAAGAAGUUUAGCAACUAGAAUGGUGCAUGCUAGUGGCUGGUUUGCACCGGCAGCCAUUCCUACUUCUCUUUUAGCUCUGGCUGCUCACAAGAUACCCGAGAAACACCGCCAUACUCGGUUAUGGAAAAAGUUUUUGCAUUCCUUAACCUGCGGGUUUACAUCAUCAUACAUUAGGAAAUCAGAAGCGGAAGCAUCUUCAAUGUUGUUAAGAUUUAAUAUUGCAAGAAGUUGUACAAAGGAUGGCUACAUCCAGUUCAAUGAACUCGUCAAGCUCUAUGCACAAAAGAGAGGAAUCACAGCAGCAGCACAAGCCAUGGUACAAGCUGUCAUUACUCGGGGGUCCAUUUCCCAGCACUCCGAACAUAUAUGGGCUGCAUGUUUUCUGCUGUUUGGUUUUAGCAGUGACCGUAUAAUUGUUAAGUUGAAGGUGUCGGAGCUGUUGUUUCUUGUGAAAGAAGUGAUCUUGCCGCUUGCUAUCAGGACUUUCAUUACAUUGUCGCGGUGCAGUGCCGCACUAGAACUCCUUCGCCUAUGCACGAAUGCAUUGGAAGCAGCAGAGCAAGCAUUUGUUACCCCAGCAGAGAAGUGGUUGGAUAAAUCACUCUGUUGGAAGCCCAUCCAGACGAAUGCCCAGUUGAAUCCUUGCCUUUGGCAGGAGCUGGCUUUAUCAAGGGCCAAUGUGCUUGAAACCAGGGCAAAGCUAAUGUUAAGAGGGGGAAAGUUUGACAUCGGGGAUGAUCUAAUUAGAAAGGCAAUUUUCAUAAGAACUUCAAUCUACAGUGAGGAUCAUCCAGACACCGUAUCUGCUCGUGAAACUCUGGGCAAGAUCACAAGGCUUCUUGCUAAUUUUCAGAUUCAUGCUACACCAUAGAGUCUAAAUUUUCUUGUAAGCAGAGCUUACAUUAGAAUUAUACAUAGAUUCAGAAUAAAAAGGCUGAUAUCAACAAUUUAGAAGAUUUUUUCUCCAUACCAUUUUCGAUACUAAAGAGAUGAGCUUUCAAUUCCAAAUUCUUUUGAGUUAGUUUUGGUUUUCUGAGUUGCAUUAUUAGUUGGUUAUCUGUCCUAUUUCCUUUACUCAACCUCGCAUGCUUAGCGUUAGCGUGCUCUUUGCCUCUGGCAGUUUGCUCGUUUUAGCUUCACAGGCAUGAAGUCGGGUGCAUGAAUUCUUCGGUUGACAUUGAAAUGAUACCGUAUAAGGUAGUAUCUCUGCCUCUUUCAUCUUAAUUGUCUUGCUUUGACAUUUAGAAGGUGCAUGCAUUUGUCUAGUAGGCAGUUUUUGUUUUCCAUUGAUGUUUCAAUUCGGUCUAUUUGAUUGACCAUCCUUUUUAUGAAAAAUGGCUAUUUUUUUUUCCAAAUUUCAGCUUUUGAGGUGUUUGAUUGAUCAUAUUUUUCAUGAAAAAUAUUUUUCAACUUGUGGUGAUGUGAUGAUGUUUUCUCACUUUUGCUAGAAUUGGUUUUUUCAUUCCGCGGGCAGGGGGAGGUAGAUGUAAUUUUUCAUAGAAAUGAAAAAACUCACCCACCACAUAGCUAGCCUUUCUCUUCCACCACGGCCCAUCAAUGAAGAAGGGAAAAGAAGUAUCGACCAGAUUCGGCGGUUGUAGCGGCCAUUGGCGAGCAGUGAGGACCGAUCAAAUUCGACGAUUGCAGCGGCCAUCGGUGAACAUAUGCGUUGCAGGAGGGCGAUGGUAGCGGUGGCUAGUGAGGAUCGGCCAUUGGCGAA